This is a messenger RNA of Cokeromyces recurvatus, 1494 nucleotides long. RefSeq lists its product as uncharacterized. Bases 41 to 1450 code for a protein of 469 amino acids. Gene Ontology annotation, cellular component: RNA polymerase II transcription regulator complex. Lineage: Eukaryota; Fungi; Mucoromycota; Mucoromycetes; Mucorales; Mucoraceae. The record is from RefSeq and is a predicted model, not a curated record. The transcript is spliced from 2 exons. Gene Ontology annotation, molecular function: transcription cis-regulatory region binding; DNA-binding transcription activator activity, RNA polymerase II-specific.
UGCUUUUCUUUUUUUUUCCCUUUUAUUAUUAAAAAAAAAAAUGAAUUUUGAAGAUAUUGUAGAUAUGGAAUGGGUAGAUAGUCAUACUACUACUGAAGAGUAUAGUUUUGGUCAUCAAAAUGGCUUUUUAUUAGACACAUCUAUUACACCAACACAAAUAAUAGGACCUGAAAUAAAGAUGGAACCGAUUACAUCUAUACCUACAACAGAACAGAUUAAACAACUUAUUGAAAUUGCAAAAAAACAAUUAGCUUUAAGAGAACAAUUACAACAAUUACAACAACAAUCAAUACAAAUUUCUCAUCAACCUUUAUUUCAUGCUUUAACAAAUACUCAAGUAGAAGUGCAAACUGCUGCGCCAUCAACUAUCUUUGCCCCUCCUCCUCCUAUUCCUCCUCCUUCUUCUUCCACUACUACCACUACUGCUGCUAAUAUGACCACUAACACUAACACUACUAUCACUACUACGCCUAACUCUAAUUCUGAUUCUAAUCUAACAACAACAACUUCUGUAACUUCCCCAAGUUUUAUUACAUCUACAGAUAUGACUUUAACACCAAUUAAACUUGAAACUAUUUCGGAAGAAACAGCAAUCAACAAAGAAAAGAAAAUAAAUAAUAAUAAUAAUAAUAGAAAGGAAUCAUUUGCUUCAAUGUCAGAAGAAUCAAUAUCUUUAGAGGCUUAUGCAGAAGCAGAUGGUAUUGAUCUUAAGAAAUUAACACCAAAAGAACGUCGUCAGUUACGAAAUAAAAUAUCAGCAAGAAACUUUAGAGUACGAAGAAAAGAAUAUAUUUCUACUUUAGAAGGACAAGUCAAUGAACAUAAAAUACAAGCAGAAGCAUUAAAAGAGAAAUUAACAAAAGUAGAAGAUGAAAAUAAAAAACUACGUAAAGAAAUGGAUUAUUUAAAAAAACAAAACCAAAUCCUUCAACAACAAUUACAACAACAACAAUCAAUUGAACAACAACAAUCAAAAAAUCCUGUAUCAUCAACAUCAUCAUCUUCUUCGCCACGUAUUUCAUCUCCUUUACCAAAGCCUAAUUUAAAUAAAGAUAUUAGCAUUUUAGGCACAAAAGCAACUGAAUCAUAUCGACAACAAGACAAUUGUAUUCUUGUAUCAAAUGCAGUUAUGCCUGUUUGGGACUACAACGCCAUCCUUAAUAAGCCACUUGUACCAGAUUAUAUCCAACAGAUUGUAGCCCAAUUCUUAUUAUCUAUGAUACAAUUAACAACAAAGACAACUAUGUCUUGUGAAACAACAUGCAUUCAACAAGAAAAUGAAUAUAAACUACCCUUAAUGCCUGAUGAACGAGAUUUUGGCUCACCAAAAGAAAAAAAGAGUUCGCCUGAUAUGGAAGAUUUAUACGAUGUUUUGAUAGAAUCUUCCUUGAUUAAUAGUAAUUCUGUAUCUGAUAAAUUAUUUUUAUGGUGGGAUAAUAAAACUAUGUAAUUAUUAUUUGUUUAUUUUACAAAAUAAAUACAUCAUUUUUUUUU